CUUCUCCUUAGUCACGUGACCUCUCAGGCUUCUUCUCUGACACCCCUUACCCUGUCCGCUUUGAGUGCAGAAGCAGGAGGCGUGAAACGAUGAGAACCCUCCGAGAUGGCCAGGGAAAGAGCAGCUUUCUUUAGCCAGUUUGAGCAGGAGAUCAUCCUGAAGACCUUCGAGGAGUACAAAGCCAUCAUAACGGCUAAAUGCAACACAGCGGCUGCUGCCAAAUCCAGAGUGGAAGCAUGGCAGAAGAUAGCAGAGAGGCUAAAUGCCUCCAACCCCAAUAAUGUCAAAAGGACCUGGCAGCAGGUCAAAGUCAAAUACAAGAACAUCGUGCAAUGUGCAAACAGGAAGAGGGCGCAAAAGCAGAUGCUGAGUGGGGGGCGGCUACCUGCGUCUGGCUUUACCCCUGCCGAGGAGCUGGCGCUUUGGCAGAUCAGAGGGCGGCCCAUGAUGGAUGGCAUCGCUUGGGCCGGUUCGUCUGAGCAAGCUGGCUUAGGCGUCAGGAGCCCCAGUUCCACAGAAGCAGAAAGUUCAGGCCCUCUUAUUCAGCCAGUGCCAACCAUUAUCGACAGUGCAGAAGAACCAAUUGAUCACUCUGAUUCAGACCAUGAUGAGAAGAACAUAGUAGUGUGUUCUCAUUCUGAAGAGGGGAAUGAUGCUUUCACAGGCCAUGAGGAACCUGGUCCUUCAGGCCCAUUUCGACAUGCUGAUGAGGAGAGUGAUGAGGACGUGACCUCCCUGUACAAACGGUACCUCAGACAGGAGAUUGCAUACCGGCAGCUAAAGAUGAAGAAGCUGGAGAAGGAGAUACAGUUACUCGAUAAAAAGCUGGAUGUAAGUUAGACCCAGUCAGGUUUCCUCUGAACUCAUAACUAGAAUAAGUUACUAGAAUGCAUCACCAAAGUCAAAGGGCAAUCCCACCCAUUUUUCAAAGUUUCUUCUUAAGUAGAAAGAUAUGCAGAUACCAUAUUGUGUCCUGAGAUAUGUAAGGGAUGCCUCUGCGACAAGCAUAACAAUACAGGGUUCUCUGAAAUAAAUUUUUUUUUAUCAGCAUGACGAAACUUAAACUGCAUACUGGCCGCUGCAGACAUGCACCUAUUUUACUGUUACUUACAAUGGAAGUUGCGUGUUAAUGAAUGCUGUGAGUCGAUCCCUUCGAAAUGAAUGGAACAAUGGAAUCCUGAGUAAAAAAAAUGUUUUUAUAAUUUUAGUUUUUAGAUUUUUAAAUAUAAAUCAGUUUAAUUUAAGCUUAUAAUUUAGUUUCUUUCCCCUGAAAAGUGAACAAAUGAGUUAAAAAAGAAGUCACUGAAAGUGCUAAUAUGCUCUGGAUAUCCUUUCCGUUACUGUGGACUGUUAUGUAUGGAAUGAUUCAUCGGUUAUAGCCUGGUGAUUAUGUUACACCUGUACUGUAUUCUCUAUUAUAUAGACUUAUUCACAUUUUGUAAAUAAUGUUAAAUAAUUUUUUUUAACACUCAACAAUUCACUAAUAAUUUUGUGCAAGAAGCUAAUUAGCAAAAUGCAAGUGAGAAGCUGUAUUGAAGUUUAUUCUUGCACUACAGUAAGUAUGGGUGAUCAUGACCUGCGAGUUAUUCAUAAUCAAUAAAUGAUUCAUACGA
This is a messenger RNA of Colossoma macropomum (tambaqui), 1613 nucleotides long. RefSeq lists its product as uncharacterized. The coding region runs from base 106 to 840 and encodes 244 amino acids. The record is from RefSeq and is a predicted model, not a curated record. The transcript has 8 exons. Gene Ontology annotation, cellular component: nucleus. NCBI's taxonomy places the organism in Eukaryota, Metazoa, Chordata, Actinopteri, Characiformes, Serrasalmidae.